AUGACGCUCACUGAACUUGGAAAAGAAUGCUACCGGCCCGAGAUUAUUGGCUACGCGGAGCCUUGGAUAGUGUCCCCUGGGGACUCGGUCGCAAUCAAGAUAUCUUGUACAGAAGCGGAAUAUACAUAUCGGACGGUCCGAUUGAUCCAGGGGAUCGACCUCAACCAUGCCCCAGAGAGACGCGAAGAAGAAGUGUCGCAAGUUCCUCGAGGCCGCCAGAAGGGCAGGAUCCAAAUCGCUCAGCCUGUGUCGUAUGGGUAUGUCAGCGACUGGAGGCCGCCAGGCGCAGCAGAAGGACUUCAAAUUUCGUUCUAUAUGCAACCGUGGCUCGUGGAUUGCUCACAUCCACAGACAUUGGUCUCUUCUCUGGACGUGGCGGAGCACACUGGGUUUUCCAUCGUACUGAACAGCCAGGGUUCAAUUGACGUCUGGAUAGGAACCGAACACAAUGUUGAAGUUGCUGCUACUGGAAUCAGACUUCGGAAGAGGACUUGGGCAAAAUUGAAGCUUGUGAUUUGCGGUCGAUUGCUCAAGGUGUCCUUGACUCCCAAAUCAUUCAAAGUAGAACCAGUGCCUACUUCUGCGGUUUAUGAAACGCAGCUACACGGUGAAGCCCUGACCUUUCAACCUGGGCCACUCUUCGUUGCAGCGAGCCCAAAUUACGCAGACGAUCAUCCUCAAGGUUGUUCAAGGCAGCGUGCGACAAACUUUUUCAACGGUCGUAUUGCCGAUUUGGCGUUGAAAACGUGCGAAGAGAACCCCUCUGUUCUUGCCAAAUAUGACUUUGCGCUUCAGAUGUCCAGUGACACCAUUGUCGAUGUCUCGGGGCACGGCCACAACGGUGUCCUAAUCAAUGCGCCCACCCGGGCUGUUAAGAGUCACGACUGGGACGGGUCAGAAUGUGACUGGACAAAGGCGAAGUCUGGGUACGGCGCCAUCCAUUUCCACGACGACGACCUAGACGACGCUGGCUGGGACACUGAUUUCACUAUUACGAUUCCUCCAGGUGCCCGCUCUGGUGCUUACGCGGUUGGGGUGGAAGCCGCCAACGGUCGAGACAAGGACUCGAUCACCUUCUUUGUGCGGCCCACCUCGUGGGCUUCCGAUAUCUCUAACAAGGUCUGUCUUGUUUUCUCUACAUUCACCUAUCUUGCCUAUGCCAACGAACGCCUGUACGACACUUCGCGUCAGAACACUGCCGACCUCGGACCGGGAUUCGAUAUAGACAAGACCCUCAAAAGCAACGAGUUCUAUAAGAUGCAACGCCGCAUGGAUCUGGGUCUGUCCACCUAUGACCGUCACAAUGACGGCUCCGGAGUCGUCUUCUCUUCGUCCAAACGCCCGAUUCUUAAUGUCCGCCCGGGCUAUAUCAUGUGGGCCUUUUCACGCCCGCGCGAGUUCUCCGCUGAUCUGAUGAUGCUCGGGUAUCUGGAACGCGAAGGCAUACCCUACGAAAUCCUGACCGACCAUGACCUACAUCUACGAGGCGCCGACGCCCUCCACGGUUUCAAUACCGUCAUCACAGGCUGCCAUCCUGAAUAUCCCAGUCCCCAGUCUUUUGCCGCUUAUGGCGCCUUCGCCAGAGGAGGCGGUAAUCUCAUGUACUUGGGCGGCAAUGGCUUUUACUGGGUUAGUGCUCUCGACGCUGCUCGUCCCCAUCGUUUAGAGAUGCGACGGGGAGAUGUGGGGGUCCGUCCCUACACUCUUCCGGGCGGAGAACAGGUCAACAGUCUCGACGGACAGCAGAGUGGUCUCUGGCGUUCCCGGGGCAUGAGUUGUAAUACGCUCUUCGGCGUCGGCUUCUGCGCCCAAGGGACUGGUCCUGGAGUGCCUUACAAGCGGACCGAGGAGUCUCGAAGUCCGGAGUUCUCCUGGAUGUUCACGGGCGUAGAUCAUGACUUGAUCGGAGAGCAUGGGUUUGGCGGCGGUGCUUCGGGCGACGAGAUUGAUCGGUAUGAUAUGGAGAACGGGAGUCCUGAGAACGCCGUGGUUUUGGCCACGAGCACCGGUCACAGUGAUGACUUCGGCAUUGCCACCGAAGAUCUCAACUAUCCCGCCCUCAACACCCUCGGGACGCAGACAAAGCUCAUCCGCAGCGAUAUGGUAUACUAUGUUGGUGCUGGGGGUGGUGCAGUAUUCAGUGUGGGGAGUAUCAACUGGUACUGCUCGUUAGGCUGGGAUGGCUACGACAACGAUGUCGCAAGGUUAACUGGUAACAUCAUCAAGGGUUUUCUAUCAGGAAAGCGGUAG
Exophiala xenobiotica is the source of this 2250-nucleotide messenger RNA. RefSeq lists its product as uncharacterized. The record is from RefSeq and is a predicted model, not a curated record. The transcript is spliced from 2 exons. The coding region runs from base 1 to 2250 and encodes 749 amino acids. Lineage: Eukaryota; Fungi; Ascomycota; Eurotiomycetes; Chaetothyriales; Herpotrichiellaceae.